Molecule: messenger RNA, 2432 nt
Organism: Dendroctonus ponderosae (mountain pine beetle)
Lineage: Eukaryota; Metazoa; Arthropoda; Insecta; Coleoptera; Curculionidae
Gene: Pop1
Product: ribonucleases P/MRP protein subunit POP1
Exons: 11
Coding region: 121-2412 (763 amino acids)
Biological process (GO): tRNA 5'-leader removal
Cellular component (GO): nucleolar ribonuclease P complex; ribonuclease MRP complex
Source: RefSeq, a predicted model, not a curated record
GUAACAGUCAGAGGAUAACCUGUAAAAUAUAGGGUUAAGUUUGAGAAUAAAUAAAAGAAAAUAACGAGAUAAAAUUGAACUUGUUUUUAAAUUCAGUUUUUGUGGAGUAGCAAACGAAUUAUGGAUUCUACAGGGCCGUCGGGACGGCAGGUGUCUUUGCCGUCAGCAAUAAAUCUGUCAACGUUUACGGCCGCUCGGAUGAAGGAAAUUAAAGCAAUGAGAAAAGCGCUAAGUGAAAAUGCUGGGACAAAAAUGGCUUUUCAGAAACUACCGAAACAUAUGAGGCGUAGGGCUAUGUCUCAUGUUGUGAAACGACUGCCCAGAAGAUUGCGGGAAAUACAUUUUAACCAGAUGAAAAAGUCUGGGCUGCCUCCUAAAACCAGUAAGCUCUCUAGGAAACAUAGAAGGCGACCACUAAAUCUUAAGUGUGAGUACAGUAGAAGGCAGAGGAGGGUUAAAUGGUUGGAUACCCACAUUUGGCAUGCAAAGCGAUUUCAUAUGGUUGAAAAGUGGGGAUUUAAGCUUCCCAAACAGCCAUGCGACAAAUCGUUUCGAGCUUGUUAUAGAGCAACUACUCAACACUGUCUAGUUCAGGAUUUAUCCUACAUCAGAUGCAUUGAAAUCGCUGGUGCAUAUCCGAGCAUUAUUUCUAAGCUAGCCAAAGUAACAGAUUCUAAAAUUGGAUUAACAUUUUCAGCAACAUGCUUUUGUGAAGGUAAAAAAUUUGGCACCCUUACUAUUUUUGACCCAGAUUGCACGAAUUCUAUGAGAAAAGCCAUAGGAGAAGUUGACUUUUUUUGGGAUCAACCAAAAAGUGAAAAAAGAACGCUAUGGGUGUUUGUACAUCCUGCAUAUUAUGCGAGGAUCUUAGAACUAUUUGUUGGUCUGUUUGAGAUUGAUUUGUCUCUUGAAGAAAAUGUGAAUAAAUCCGGUGGAGUUAUAGUGAAAGAACUGCAGUACGAUUUGGGAAAAUUUAGACUAACUGGUCCGUUGUCAACUGCAAUAUUGAAACAUGCACUCAGGACACCCAUCCUGAAUGAAAACUGUAAAAAUUUGCCGCCUUGGAUCAAUAGUGAAAGCAUGGAUAUUUUUAACGAACAAAAUCAAGCAUUUGCUGACUUAACGAAUGUUAAUUGCCUUCCUCCCAAUAUGGUGCUUGCGGUCGUUGUUCAAGAUCCAAGAAUGGUCUGGCCCCAGAAACGAACUAAAGCAACACUAGACGAUAUACAGACUCUUGAGGAUAUAGAUAUCGAAACGUUUCAGAAGAAUCUUUCUUUCAGCCCAUUACUUGUAGACUCAUUCCGAAACUUUGUGCAGUAUUUUAAGGGCGAAACCGACGGUGCUAACAAAUAUUUGAUAGAUGGCGCAUCUAAGAUGUCUAAUGCGCAGAUUGUUGAAAUGCGGAAAAGUUCUUUGGUUCCGGGUUUGGAGUUGCCUGGAGAACAACAAUCAGUGAUUCCCAUUAUACUGCUGUGGCGUGUAGGAAAUAGAACUUCUAAUAAUAAUGGGUAUGGGAGUGGAUGGGAUGUAAUAGUGCCGUCGGUCUGGUCUCAAGCUUUUUUUAUGUCUUUUGUAAUGUGGGGAGGCCGCGUCGGAGGUCUACGGGAAACUGAGUCGAUUGCCUUCGAAAAAUCACAAUGCGACCUACUUUAUCCCGAUACAACUGCAGGCGAACAAGAGGAACAUGUUCUCACAGACACAUAUAGAGAUACUUUUUUCAGGUUACCACCAAAUAAACGGACAAACUUUAACAAAUUUGCUAUCGCAUCACCGUUCUCAUUCAAUUGGAAAUUACUUAUUUCCGACUGGUCUGGACAACAUUGCUCGACGUUUUUCGUGCUACGCGAUCGAUUAGUGCUUAAAGAGAUCCAGAAAUUCCUUACCGGUGGUGUUGCUGCACCUCUUUUGCCAGAUAAUUGCCUUAUACCCGUAAAAUUAUUGACUGAGAAAAAAGGUGUCUGCUCGAGGUUUGGCCUAAUUUGUACGAUUGAAGAAGGAACCAGUAGAGACGAAAUUGUCGAACCAAUGCACAAAGACCUACUGGCUCAGAAGAGAAAAGCUCUUAGACAAGAGCAUAAGUCGUUGUUGCAAAAGCUUCGCAGAAGAAGGAAACGAUGCAGGAAAUUAAAAAAGCCCUCAUCCCCAACCGAUAUAGAUAUAUUGACAACAUACAGGCACAAAAUGAGAAGUCUCUGGUUGCCGGAGCCAAAGACUAUUAGAUAUUCUUGUAUACGACCAGUAAUCGGAUUUAUUAAGCACGGCGCCUUUUCAUUUACAUUUGGACAAUCAAAAGGGUUGGGAUAUAUUGCUGGCAGUGCAUUAACAUCUUUGACUGCGAAAAAUAAAGUUCUAAUCAGAAACCCGAACUCCCAGAAAUAUAAAGCUGCUGUGUUAGAUAUUGUUGUUGAAUAAAACAGAGAUCUAGAAAUCAA